AUGACAAUCAUGGAGUGGCUGACAGUUCAUUCAGAAUAUACCUGUAAAUACCCCUUUACUUUCAUAAAGGGACGGAUCAACCCAAUGGCGACAGAUUUCUGUCACUUCAAGCAGAGCUUUAACUUGUGCUGAAGCAGUGUGGUAGAUGCUCUGGAGGACCUGGAAAAGCUGCUCAGCUUUGCUGUUCCUCUAGCCAAAGUGAGCAGGGAACAGCUCAUGGAGUUUAGCAAUGGUUUUGGUAAUGGUUGGAAAAAGGCUCCUCCAGUUAUCAGCCUCCUCUCAGUGCUUGAAAACUGGGAGGAGGUAUUGGGCCUGGUCUUGUGCCCAGUUCAGCGCUACAAGGGAGAAGGAGGCAUUGAGGCAGCUGUCAUCCACAUCUCCCCCUGCUGGAGGCGCUACUUAGCCCGGACAGCCUACUUGUGCCACUGGCGGCACAAGUGGGCGGCAGGGACCAUCACCAUCUCAUGGUUGUUGCACACUCAGAUGCGUUGUGUCAGGAAGGCCCUGCAGGCCCGGCGUUUUAGACAACUGGAGAAUUACAGCAGCAGAGCCCAGCAUCUGGCAGCCAACUGGAAACACACCCCGUCCUCCAAGAGGACCAUUAUCCACAUCCCUUCAUUAGGAUACUCUCAGCGACGGAAGUUAAGAAGGUUUGUCCUCCUACAGAACAUCCAAAUAAGCAGACUAUCUGUCACAAACUCAUUUUCAGUAGAUAAUGUAUGGACCUUAACAUUCUUUCUGCAGUAGCCUGUACUGCUCAAAUAUUUAGAUGAGAUCCCAGAGUGGCUCGCCCAUUACGCUCGGCCUGCUAAAACCUCCUGCUAUCCCAACUGGGCCUGCUUCCUAAAGACCUUCCUCAGGCAAGGUGGUGUGGUGGUGUCCGACCCCCCGUCAGACAGUGUCACCUGUCUGACAGUAGAUCUGCAGCUGGAGCCCUGAGGUGAGGUGACCAUCCUGUCCUGUGGAGACCAGCUUCACCGCUCCUGUCAACUGGAAGCUAUAGGCUCCACUGUUCUUCAGACCUUUGUACACCCAGAGACCUUGCACUCCAUCUGCAUGUGUAUGAACAAGGCCUGUCUACAGCACCUUAUAGUGGGUUAUGUCUCCAUGGAUCUGAUCUACUUUGUGCACUUCAUGAUGUCUUAUUUGCAGGUGUGGGCUAUUGAUCUGGACCUCACAUACAGUGACCAGCUGGCCAUGACCCAGAUGCUUCUGAUGAUGACUGGAGACGCAGGCUGUUCAGAAGUGCCAGUGCCAAUCGGAGAGAAAUGCUGUGAACACCAGAUUGCAGCACAACCUCCUGAGGUUCAUUAUUAUGCAGUCAUUGGGAACCACUUGUUUAGUCUAAACCUUUCCGUGUUAUACUAUAAUGCGUUCUUGAUGAUGUGCAAGGCUCAUGGCGUAGGAUUUGACCUGGAGGCCAGUCUCAGAGGAUCUCCAGGGAGCUCCAGUGACCUUUGCUCUGAAUCUGUCAGUCAUUCAUCAGGAAAUAUCACCCCCCCCUAAAACGCGAGGAGAAACAAAUGUUCAGGUAACAUGUUAAUUACUUAACGAUCUCUCCUCAUCUAUAUAAUGAAACUUGCAUUUUCAGUGA
Dicentrarchus labrax (European seabass) is the source of this 1594-nucleotide messenger RNA. It is a transcript of the gene iqch, whose product is annotated as IQ motif containing H. Lineage: Eukaryota; Metazoa; Chordata; Actinopteri; Moronidae. The record is from RefSeq and is a predicted model, not a curated record.